CAUUCAUGAUAAAACUUGGUAGAGAGCUUUGGCUUCAUCGAGAGGUGCGAAUUGCUUUGCCUGAUAAGAAUUUUCUUGUUUGAGAACACUGAUAAGAAGACAGUUCAAGCACCAGAACACAAUUAAACGAAGACUUGAAGAUACACCAAAGUGAAAAAGGGCAGCAUAAAAAUGGAGCAAUUUGACGAAGUUGACUUUAUGGAUCCGAAUUUUACCAUGAAAUUUUCAGAGGACGAUGUCUGGCACGCAAUCAAUACCAAGGUCGAUCAAACUCGUAGUGACCGAAUUCGGCGGGCCUUGUUCCCAGAGACCUUGAAUCAAUCCGAAAUUAACAACAUCCUCCAUCUGCGAAUCCAUCCUGAGGUUCCUAGUGCCCUAGAACAAUUAUCUCAACCUGCUCAAGACCUAAAGUUUGCCAUUGAGGAACUUCUUGAAUACGUCCACGACGUGGAAUUGGCGACUAAAAUUGCUUCAGAGGUCACGAACCUGUUGAAAAACGAGGAUCUUGAGGUUGUCCGCAAUGCUGCUGAGCUGGUUUUAGAUUUGUCAUAUAGUGAAGCUCCGGCGCAAGUGGUAAUUGGCCAUCCUCACUUGCUAGCUACCCUGGAAAUGGUGCUGGAUAAGGCGGGAGGUUCAAAAAUGGAGGAACAAAUCAAGAAAGCAGGAGCGGGGGCGAUGCUUAACUUGACCAAAUAUGAGAAGGGCCGAUAUGUCAUCUUUGAGAGCGGGGGUAUUCCGUAUUUAGUUAAGCUCUUGGGAGCACAGCCGUUGACAGUGACCUUUUAUGCCACUCAGUCCCUCCAUAAUUUGCUCCAAUACCUAGAGGGCGCUAAGGCGGCCAUCAUUUCCGCUGGGGGAAUCCAGCGAAUGGUGCCCCUUCUGCAAUUAAAAGACAUCAAGUUCUUGGCCAUGCUCAUGGAUUGUCUCCAAAUGCUUUGCUUCAAAGCCUCGGAAUCCAAAUUGGCCGUAAGGAAUUGCAAGGGACCCAAACACAUUUUGGCAAUUUUGAAGAGAAAUCCAUCGGAUAAAAAGCUUCUGUUCACAAUGAGCAGAUUGUUAAAAGUCUUGUCCACAUGUGUAUACAACAAAGAAGACAUGGCCGAUCAGGGAGGAUUUUACUUGAUCGCCAAAAGGCUACCUCAAAUGAGAGAAGAGAGCACCUUCAAAAAUUUCUUAACCACAUUAAGGAACAUUUCUGAUGCCAAAGCUAACUUCUAUAUUGAUCAUGAAAUUCUGGACAUUAUCCUGAAACAACUCGAAAGCUCCAACGAGACUGUGGUCCAGAUAAGUGCCGGAAUCUUGGGUAAUCUCACCAGCGAGAGGCCAUCAAAGAAAGUGGCCGUAUUUGAAUGCAACGGUGUGGAAGUCAUUCUGAGGGCUCUUGACCACCCUAACAGACUCGGUACCACCCAGAUGGCUUUGAUUUUAACCCUGCGUCAUAUGAGUGCUCGACAUCGCCUCGGAAGGGAUAUUCGGGCCGAGAUUCGGAAACUGGGGGGACUCAACCUGAUUAUGCACAUUCUUCUCACAUCGACCGAUUGGGUGGUUUUGAGCCCAACGAUUGGUUUGAUCCGAAAUUUGGCCAACAUGACGCAAAAUCAUAAAGAUAUGGAAGAUUUCAUGGUUGUUGUGCGAUUGUGCAACCUUUUAAGUCACACCGUCAAUGCCUUGGCUCUGUUGAAAGAAAACAAGCGUGAAGACGACGAUGACUAUCAUAUUAAGAAUCCCAAAGAUUCAGAAUUGGACGGAGUGGACCUUCAUGACAUUUUGAUAGAUUGCAUAGGCACCCUUGCACUUCUAGUGCACAGGCCGUCUCUUAAAACACAAAUUGAAGGAUUGGAGAUUUUGGAACUCUUAAGAGAGUUAGAAGACCGAGAAGAUGAAGAUGUGAAAAUGGUGGUGGACGAAUUCUUCAACGCCUACAACGACACUUACACAUUUAGUUACGAUUCUCAUGGUAGAACUCUCUCACGUGAUUCUCAAAUGAUCGACGAUAAGUUGGAUGAUCUAGGUUACGAGAUAGUCGAUGACAAGGAGUUUGUUGGACAACCUGGAGAAGCACCCGAGGCGGUGUAUGAAAAUACUUCGGCCUUCAGCACUUUAAAUCGAAGUAUUGUGGUGACCGAUCCCAACGAUCGCGCUUACUUGAAUGAUAGCCUCAGGGUUCAAACCGCUCCUUCCCGCUCAUCUUCGUACCAAUCCAUCACAAGCUCCGCAACAAUGGAUAUGUCUCAGUCUAGAAACUACUAUGGUUCCAAUAGGAAAAUUGUUUAUGAAGAUAAUGAACUGUGAAUACUAUUUUGUGGAUAAACCGUGCUUUCUAUGUACUGGAGAGAGCUGACUCCUUCCCUCUAAUUGAAUCAAUUUUCAUCUAACGCAAUAAAUGAACAGUGUUUUCAAGA
Molecule: messenger RNA, 2402 nt
Organism: Tigriopus californicus
Lineage: Eukaryota; Metazoa; Arthropoda; Copepoda; Harpacticoida; Harpacticidae
Product: armadillo segment polarity protein-like
Exons: 7
Coding region: 172-2292 (706 amino acids)
Biological process (GO): positive regulation of transcription by RNA polymerase II; cell adhesion
Cellular component (GO): catenin complex; adherens junction
Molecular function (GO): transcription coactivator activity; alpha-catenin binding; cadherin binding
Source: RefSeq, a predicted model, not a curated record